Molecule: messenger RNA, 2973 nt
Organism: Python bivittatus (Burmese python)
Lineage: Eukaryota; Metazoa; Chordata; Lepidosauria; Squamata; Pythonidae
Gene: EXTL2
Product: exostosin like glycosyltransferase 2
Cellular component (GO): membrane
Molecular function (GO): glycosyltransferase activity
Source: RefSeq, a predicted model, not a curated record
AUUGAAUCGAGCGGUGCAGAGCUAGACGUUUGCAAGCCGGAGUGGGUCCCUUUGAAACCGGCUUCCUAAUUCCCGAGGUGAUCGUUUCUGCUGAUAUGUGAGCUCCCUCUCAGCCCUCGGCCCCCCUUGUUUGCGGAACUAAAGUUUAUCCCAAAGGGAAAACCCUGACAAACAAACAAGAAAACUUCCUUUGUGGGAAUGAGGUUUUACCAUACCUGCAAGCUACCUGGAAGAAUUAUGGGUAUCCGGCUACUUCACUUCUCUUCUAUAGUGAUCUUUUUGCUGCUUCUGGUGGCAGGUGCAUUAACAGCUUUACUGCCUAAUAUUAAGGAAGAUAAAAUGCUCGCUCUGCGAAGGGAAAGAAAAUCCCAAAGCCAGUUUGCUUCGGAUUCGUUUACUCUUAUUAUGCAGACAUACAAUAGAACAGACUUACUCUUGAAGCUUUUAAAUCAUUAUCAAGCCAUCCCUCAUUUACACAAAGUGAUAGUUGUGUGGAAUAACAUUGGGGAGAAAGCACCUGAAGAAAUAUGGAAUACCUUGGGACCUCAUCCUAUCCCAGUCAUCUUCAAAGUACAAACAGUAAAUCACAUGAGGAAUAGACUUCAGGUUUUCCCAGAGCUGGAAACAAAAGCUGUUUUGAUGAUGGAUGAUGAUACCCUAGUUAGUGCCUACGACCUAGUUUUCGCUUUCUCCAUUUGGCAGCAAUUUCCGGAUCAGAUAGUUGGAUUUGUUCCCAGAAAGCACAUACCCAGCCCUGCAGGGAUAUAUAGCUAUGGGAGCUUUGAACUGCAGGGUCCUGGCAUCGGCAACGGGGACCAGUAUUCAAUGAUCCUAAUAGGAGCAGCCUUCUUCAACAGUGCAUACCUAGAACUUUUUCAAAAACAGCCUGAAGCUGUGCACACCAUGAUAGAUGAGACUCAAAAUUGUGAUGACAUUGCCAUGAAUUUCUUGGUAGCCAAACAUACUGGAAAGCCAUCAGGCAUGUUUGUGAAGCCAGUAGACAUCAGGAAUUUAGAAAAAGAAAGUAAUAGUGGUUAUUCUGGAAUGUGGCACCGGGCAGAACACUUGCUGCAAAGGUCCUACUGCCUUAAUAAAUUGGUUAGUAUCUAUGGCAACAUGCCUUUAAAAUAUUCUAACAUUAUGAUUUCCCAGUUUGGUUUUCCAAACUAUGCUAAUCACAAGAAUAAAGUAUAAGGAUAUGCUCCAAGUAAAUGCUUCAACAUGCUUCUCAGCAAUUAAAAUAACAAACCAAGUAGGGAAGUAUGUAAAGAAAUCUGUAGGGUACACAUUAUUUGGAGCUUAUUUCUGCAAGAGCUCUUUGGGGAUGUCAUGUCUGGGUGAAACAGUCCAUCUCUUGUGCUCAGCAUGUGAAAGCUUCUUCCGUUGGCUUUGCUAUUUAUCCCCAUUUCAGACAACCCCAAACGCUUGAAUGCAGAUUAUCCCAGAAAGCCAUGUGCAUUCAUGUAAUCAAAGUUGCAGAUAUAUCUCCAACCAAAAUGUGUAAGCCCACAACCAUUUUUAUUUUCAGCCAGCCUGUUCAGAUAUAUCAGUAAAAGGAUGAAAAUAAUGAAUUCUCCAUAAAAUUGUAGUAUUUUGUUUUCCACAUACAACCAGGCUACACUUGAUUUGUAUGUCAGAUACUGAUCCAGUGAUUCAUUAGUUUUAUUCAUAGAAAUAUGAAAUGACAUAUUUUCUGUGGAAUAAUUUUCUGAUUUGAGAACAUUUGCAAUAACAUUAUUUUCUGCCCUCCCACAGCUAAAUAAUAAUUUUUAAAAAACAAACAGUGAAAUAUUUGACACAAAUGUAUUCUCUUGAUCUUGGGACAUAUUGAAAGUUUGCCCUUUCCUUCCACAAAUCUCUUGAUUUUAAAAGUUUUUUGUAUUUUGAGACAGUGCUACUUUAUGUCUUAAGCCAAGACCUCAAAUAGCUUGCACUGUUUUCUGACUCUGACAUAAUGAUAAAAUGUUUCUGAGCUGAUACAACUUGUAAUAUGUAUGUGCUUCAAUCUGAAAUGCUCUCUGAGCAUCUCUGAGACAACAUACCAGUUUUAACUUCUUGCCUAUCAGUAAAAGUCAGUAAAGGAAAUUGCAAGGUUGGGAAUCUUUUCCAUGGAAAUCAUAAUGCAAGACACUUGAAAGCAAGAGGGAAAGCUCCUAACAUUUCAAGUUGCUGUCUUCUCUGUAAACUACUACUUCUGUAUAUUUAAGAGCAGCAAUUGUGUUUCCAACUACAUUACAUUCCAUGGAAGCCAGGUCUGAGAUCCAGAGAUCCUAUAUAACGCAUGUUCUUUUUUUGCUUGCUUUAGCCCCCCCAUCCAAAGCUAUUCAAUCCAUAUUUUAAUAUCCAACAUGUUUAAACUGAACGUUUGUCACUAUAAAAAAAACAUUUUAUCUGUGCAAUAUUUUGAUCGGAUCAAAAAGAUUAAGCGUAGAUUACUGUACAAAAGCUGCAGCCAACAUCUGCAACAAUGAUCUGGGGCAGCUCACAGGUAGCAGAACAGAGGGCACAGCAGCAAAGUAGGAAAUUGUAUCAAAGAUUACUCAGCCUACAAUCAGUAUGAGUUCAAUUGCAAUUUUUUUAUUUGAAUGCACAUUUUUUCAGGCUUAUGUAGAUAGAUGAUCUGAAACUGGUGGCUCAUUGCUGCCUUCAAGAAAAGAAAAUGAAUACGAGUAUUUCGUUCGGGAAUUGGGGUUAUGCUCCCUUGAAUAUUAAAAUGCUGUAUUUCUGUUCAUUCAGUUAAGUUUAUUCUGUAUCUGAGUUUGUGUAUUUCUUUUCCUUCUGCUCAAUCAUUUUCAAUCUGUUGAAAAUAUUUACAAUUUAGAAUUCAGUGACAACUGGAGAUGUGACUGCCUAGUUCAGUUGUAUUUUUGAUGUAUUUUCCCCCAAGAGUUGUGCAUUUUUCCUCUUUUAUAGUCAUAUUGUUUGUUUUUUCAUCUUUAUUUUCUAACAGAAACGCUAAUAAAGAUGUGUAAU